CGUAUUCAGACCCUUUGCUGUGACACUCAUAUAUUUAACUCAGGUGCUGUCCAUUUCUUCUGAUCAUCCUUGAGAUGGUUCUACACCUUCAUUUGAGUCCAGCUGUGUUUGAUUAUACUGAUUGGACUUGAUUAGGAAAGCCACACACCUGUCUAUAUAAGACCUUACAGCUCACAGUGCAUGUCAGAGCAAAUGAGAAUCAUGAGGUCAAAGGAACUGCCUGAAGAGCUCAGAGACAGAAUUGUGGCAAGGCACAGAUCUGGCCAAGGUUACAAAAAAAUUUCUGCUGCACUUAAGGUUCCUAAGAGCACAGUGGCCUCCAUAAUCCUUAAAUGGAAGACGUUUGGGACGACCAGAACCCUUCCUAGAGCUGGCCGUCCGGCCAAACUGAGCUAUCGGGGGAGAAGAGCCUUGGUGAGAGAGGUAAAGAAGAACCCAAAGAUCACUGUGGCUGAGCUCCAGAGAUGCAGUCGGGAGAUGGGAGAAAGUUGUAGAAAGUCAACCAUCACUGCAGCCCUCCACCAGUCGGGGCUUUAUGGCAGAGUAGCCCGACGGAAGCCUCUCCUCAGUGCAAGACACAUGAAAGCCCGCAUGGUGUUUGCUAAAAAGGUGAGAAAUAAGAUUCUCUGGUCUGAUGAGACCAAGAUAGAACUUUUUGGCCUUAAUUCUAAGCGGUAUGUGUGGAGAAAACCAGGCACUGCUCAUCACCUGUCCAAUACAGUCCCAACAGUGAAGCAUGGUGGUGGCAGCAUCAUGCUGUGGGGGUGUUUUUCAGCUGCAGGGACAGGACGACUGGUUGCAAUCGAGGGAAAGAUGAAUGCGGCCAAGUACAGGGAUAUCCUGGACGAAAACCUUCUCCAGAGUGCUCAGGACCUCAGACUGGGCCGAAGGUUUACCUUCCAACAAGACAAUGACCCUAAGCACACAGCUAAAAUAACGAAGGAGUGGCUUCACAACAACUCCGUGACUGUUCUUGAAUGGCCCAGCCAGAGCCCUGACUUAAACCCAAUUGAGCAUCUCUGCAGAGACCUAAAAAUGGCUGUCCACCAACGUUUACCAUCCAACCUGACAGAACUGGAGAGGAUCUGCAAGGAGGAAUGGCAGAGGAUCCCCAAAUCCAGGUGUGAAAAACUUGUUGCAUCUUUCCCAAAAAGACUCAUGGCUGUAUUAGAUCAAAAGGGUGCUUCUACUAAAUACUGAGCAAAGGGUCUGAAUACUUAGGACCAUGUGAUAUUUCAGUUUUUCUUUUUUAAUAAAUCUGCAAAAAUGUCAACAAUUCUGUGUUUUUCUGUCAAUAUGGGGUGCUGUGUGUACAUUAAUGAGGAAAAAAAAAAGAACUUAAAUGAUUUUAGCAAAUGGCUGCAAUAUAACAAAGAGUG
Messenger RNA from Ctenopharyngodon idella (grass carp), 1379 nucleotides. RefSeq lists its product as uncharacterized. NCBI's taxonomy places the organism in Eukaryota, Metazoa, Chordata, Actinopteri, Cypriniformes, Xenocyprididae. The record is from RefSeq and is a predicted model, not a curated record. Gene Ontology annotation, biological process: DNA transposition; DNA integration. Gene Ontology annotation, molecular function: DNA binding.